AUGUCAAGCGGAGGCGUCAAUGUCGGCUCCUUAUUACUGCUGCUUAGCGGCAUCUUCGCUGUGUUCGCGGCACUGCUCGCUCGCCACGGAUUCACAGGCCGAGACCAUGUGGUGGGCAUCGACCUGGGCACGACGUACUCGGUGGUAGCCAUUUCGCAGAAGAACAACGUGACUGCAAUUGCAGACAAGAACGGCCACGUAUUGGUGCCGUCCACCGUCGCAUUCCUACCCAGUGGAGCUGUCUUGGUCGGCCGAGAGGCACGAGCACACCGCACAACGGACCCUCAGCACACAAUUUUCAACGCCAAGAGAUUCAUCGGUCAGAGCUACGAAGACGUUCUGACAUCAGAGGCCGACGAGAAUGGAGGUACGCCGUACGAGUUCAGUGUCAAAAUGCUGCGAGACAACGAACACGACGGCGUAUGUUUCACGCUGGAUCUACAAGACCAUCCCAAGUGUGUGACCCCUGUAAAUAUUGGCACUGCAGUUGUGCAGCAUCUCCGAUCCAUGGCUCAUCAGUUUGUGGGCCACGAGCAGAUCACCAAAGCAGUCAUCGCAGUGCCUGUGGACUUCAACAAUAGACAACGAGACGCCACCGUGGCGGCAUUCCGAGCAGCAGGACUGGCAGUCUCUCGCGUGCUGGAAGAGCCGACGGCCGCUGCGAUCGCCUACGGUCUGCACCAGGACCCGAAUGUGAGCUUCAUGCUGGUCUUUGACUUUGGAGGAGGCACACUGGAUGUGUCGCUGCUCUUCGCACGCAAUGGCGCCAUCAGUGUGCUGGAUACGCUGGGAGACAAUCACCUUGGCGGCGAAGACCUGGACGCGCGACUGUCGGCUUGGCUUCUGAAGGAGUUUGAAGCUCAUCUUGGGACGGCUAUCACGUCUCGCGGGGCGGAAACUGAGACUAAGGCUACAAGCGUCGAUAACGACAGCAAGGAGCCGCCAUGUACCGUGGCCGGUGUCCGUCAAGCGGCCGAAUUGCUGAAAAGGCAACUGACUGAUGCCUCCGUCGCUACAGCUGCUUGCAUCUGGAACGACGGUAAGAAGACGGUGCGAGUUGAAGUAAGAGCCACGCGGGUGCAGUUCGAAAAGCUCUGUGGCUCGUUGCUGGAGCGGACGAUAAUUCCUGUCCGUGAGGUUCUGGAGGCUAACAAUAUGGACACGGACGAGAUCGACGCCGUUGUGCUGGUUGGAGGCUCCUCUCGAAUCCCAUGGGUGCGUCAACGCCUCACUGACAUGUUCGAGGGGCGCCCACCACUCUCAGACAUUGACCCUGACCUCGCUGUGGCGUACGGAGCAGCGCGUACACUCGAUUAG
Phytophthora infestans T30-4 is the source of this 1317-nucleotide messenger RNA. RefSeq names its product hsp70-like protein. The transcript is spliced from 4 exons. The record is from RefSeq and is a predicted model, not a curated record. Gene Ontology annotation, cellular component: cytoplasm. The coding region runs from base 1 to 1317 and encodes 438 amino acids. Gene Ontology annotation, biological process: protein refolding; cellular response to unfolded protein. Lineage: Eukaryota; Oomycota; Peronosporomycetes; Peronosporales; Peronosporaceae. Gene Ontology annotation, molecular function: misfolded protein binding; ATP-dependent protein folding chaperone; heat shock protein binding.